AUGGCUGGAAUCCAUGCUGAAACUCUACCAAGUUUCUCCCCUCCGGGAAAUGUCGAUGACUUAAGUCCACAAAAUCGGACGGGGUGGUCGACUUCGAUGUCGGACUGGAUAGACCUUGAAAUCCAGAGAGGUACAGGUAGUGGAAGCCCCUUGACUCAAUUCUUCAAUGGCACAGUCACAGCCUACAAUCAGAACCAAGCUGGUGCCACAAUCACUUGGACUGGCUUUCCAAACAAGGUUCGUCUGUUCUAUAUCUUGCAGCUGGUUCUUACCAUCACAAAGAUUGCCAUAGCCGAAGGAGAUGAUGACGUGAGGCGAUGGAGAGCAGCGGAUGCGACCCGCGAUGUACAAGACGAGUACCUAGAGUGGUCUCUUAUUCGUAACAAUGCCGGCAACAUCGUUCGGGUGGUCUUUACUUGCGAAGGCCCAGAAUAUUGGAAUUUCUUCGUUGCUAAGGAGAGGGAUGGUGCGGUCGAGACGAUCAAGUCCCUGAAUCAGCCGUUGCUUGAUGAUGUACCCAAGAGUAGCUUCUUUUGGCCCAAUCAAUCCGACCCCAGCAACGAGUCCAAAUGGAUCUACAACCCCAGAAAUCAGUACAAUAACUCAACGGCAAGUGGAACGAUUACGCAUCUUGUGCAGGGUGCCAAUACACUGCGCGCCGAGAUCAACAUCGCGGCACAAGCAACGAUUCUACGCAAGACGGCCUCAGGUAACCCAGUUACAAACUCGGACCGACUCAUUCGCUGCUCAGGAUUCGGUGACCCUGAUCGAAACUCAGAUCCCCGUAUUGGUUACGGUAUCAACCAACUCGCAUCUCAGGGCAACGCAGUUUCUCUCAAAGACCCGGUCGCAAUAUACAUAACCGAUCUGGAUACGGGGACCUUGAAACUGGAUCGUUACGGGGACACAAGCCGUCUGGAGGAUAUUCCCGAGGGGACAUUCACGUUUCAAAGGGGAGACAUUACCAAGCAGCAGGGGCUUCGUUUGCGUGUACAGAUACCGGACGGGGAGAAAGCUCCGGAUGGGAGACAGCUCACUGUCAGCGACAUUUACGAUACUAAGACCCAACGACACAUUGACUUUGGAGCUCAAAUUGCCGACUACAUCAAAGUUGGAGUGCACGGCGUGGUCAUCGGGGGAGUCCAGGUCGCACCAAGAGAAUUCUGCCCACCGUUCGACACUGCCAAUACUUCGUUCAUGGAUAUGGUGCCUCAACUCAAGGCCGCGAUCACAAAGCAAGCCUCACCUCACAAUCGGGUUACAAACCUUAACAUGCCACGGAAGAUUGGAACGAAGGCAGAUGCUGGGCAUAAGUAG
Cladophialophora psammophila CBS 110553 is the source of this 1317-nucleotide messenger RNA. RefSeq lists its product as uncharacterized. The coding region runs from base 1 to 1317 and encodes 438 amino acids. The transcript is spliced from 3 exons. Lineage: Eukaryota; Fungi; Ascomycota; Eurotiomycetes; Chaetothyriales; Herpotrichiellaceae. The record is from RefSeq and is a predicted model, not a curated record.